This is a messenger RNA of Capsella rubella, 907 nucleotides long. RefSeq names its product histidine-containing phosphotransfer protein 3. The transcript is spliced from 6 exons. Gene Ontology annotation, molecular function: protein histidine kinase binding; histidine phosphotransfer kinase activity. Gene Ontology annotation, biological process: phosphorylation; phosphorelay signal transduction system; cytokinin-activated signaling pathway. Gene Ontology annotation, cellular component: nucleus; cytoplasm. The record is from RefSeq and is a predicted model, not a curated record. The coding region runs from base 221 to 688 and encodes 155 amino acids. NCBI's taxonomy places the organism in Eukaryota, Viridiplantae, Streptophyta, Magnoliopsida, Brassicales, Brassicaceae.
UCUCUUCUCUGCCCUUUAUGGGAAUAAAAGUUUUUUUUGUAUUUCUUUAUUUAUUUCUGUUCAGAUUUGAUGAUCUGUAAGAAUCUCUCUUUUAUUGGGAUUGCAAUUAUCAAAAGUCCAAAACUUUAGCCAAACAUACACAAAAAUUGCUCCUUUAUUUUUUGCAUAAUCAAAGAUCAGAACUUCUUCACAAUCCUCCUUCAUUCUCUCUGCUUUCGCCAUGGACACUCUCAUUGCUCAGUUACAGAGACAAUUUCGUGAUUACACCAUUUCUCUCUAUCAUCAGGGGUUUCUGGAUGAUCAAUUCACUGAAUUGAAAAAGCUGCAAGAUGAAUGUAGUCCUGAUUUUGUGGCUGAGGUUGUUACUCUUUUCUUUGAAGAUUGUGAGAAGCUUAUCAGUAACAUGGCUAGAGCUUUAGAUCAGACAGGAAAUGUUGAUUUUAAGCUGGUAGGUUCUAGUGUUCAUCAACUCAAAGGUAGUAGCUCAAGUGUUGGUGCCAAGAGAGUCAAAGGUCUUUGUGUUACCCUCAAGGAGUGUUGCGACUCUCAGAACUUCGAAGGGUGUGUGAGAUGUUUGCAGCAGGUGGAUAUCGAAUACAAGACACUGAAGGCAAAGCUUCAAGAUCUGUUCAAUCUUGAGCAACAGAUUGUCCAAGCUGGUGGUAGAAUCCCUCAAGUGGAUAUAUAAAAAACUAGACUGGUCGAGAACAGAACAAGCAAAGAUGACAAUGAUGAUCCGUUUGCAGUCUUCUUCAAGCACUAAUACUCGGAUUUGUUGUUUUAGAAGAAAGACUCUUUUAGAAUGUGUGGUAAAGAGAGAGGUGAUUGUUGUUCAUAGAUCAGUACUAUGUAUCUUUUGAUAUCAUCUAUUUUGACUCUUGAAUCUUGAUGGUGAUCUUAUUCUCAA